This is a messenger RNA of Xyrichtys novacula (pearly razorfish), 2488 nucleotides long. The record is from the annotation of a GenBank genome assembly. NCBI's taxonomy places the organism in Eukaryota, Metazoa, Chordata, Actinopteri, Labriformes, Labridae.
AUGACAGAGGCAGAGCAGGAGGUGAAGCAGCAGUCAGAGGAGCUGAGUGUGAGGAUCGAGGAGCGAGCUGGAGAGGGAGGGAAACAGAGCAUGGAGCGGAGCGAGGGUGAGGAGGUAGGAGCAGGAGAGCGAGUCUCUGGAGGCCACUUCCUGCCUAAAUCUCCUCUCGGCUCUCCGGCUGCCUCUCCUCUCUUUGCUGCUAAUUAAUUGGGCCGGGAAUCAGGCUCUCAUCUUAAAUCUGCUCUCUAAUUGAGCGGUCCUCUCUGCAGCCUCAGACAGCUCAGCAUGUGUCUUCUGCAUGAUUUGGAGCUAAACGCACUGUCACUUUAUUACCCACCACAUAACUCUUAAAGCACCGUUACACCAGUCACAUGGUUACCACAAUUAGCAUGAUGCCAUUUCAUUAGAGGACCGCCCAUCUGACCCUCACCAGCUGAAAAAACAGAGCUCUGCAAAUGCACGCCACUGCUGGCUCAGCAUAAACGCCGCCGUCUGACGGCCUUUAGACAAAGACUUAGUAAAAGUACCAGAAACAUGUUUGUGAGAUUUCUUCUGAGGGUUAGUGAGACGAGCAGAUCUGAAGAUGAUCAGGUGUGUGAAGCUUCAGCAGAUCCUUCAUGUCUGAGAAACUCAGGAGACGGUUUGGAGAGAGGGUCAGGUUCUCCUCCUGGUUCACCUCCUUCAAACAGUUUUUAGUCCAGUUCUGCAGAGACGUGCGUUUAAACCCGGCGUCCCUCGGCGAGUCUUCGCCCCUCAGUUUAUCGGUGGGCUUUUAUUUUGAAAAGGUGCUGGAACAGGAUUAAGUUGAAUGUCUUUAUGAAACAGACCAGGCUGGUGCAGAGGCUUAGAGUCAUCAUCGCCAUGAGGUUACCAUGGCAACAAGUGGGGGUUGAAGGAAACCACCUCUCUCAGUCACUGUGUCGUUUCUUAGUUGAUGUAGUCAUCCUCACCCCCUCACCCCCUCACCCCCUCACCCCCUCAGCUCGUCGUUACUGAGAUUUUUGAUCAGGAGAACGAAACCGCGCCAAAAUUUAAACCAUGGAAAAUUUCAAAAUAAAACAGCUGAUUCAGUACGUCACCGUGGUUUUUCUCUUUUAUAGGCUUUUAUUUUGAAAGGCUUCUGUCUUGUGUUUCGGUCGCUUCAUUUCCUGCGUUGUUAAACUUUUCUGUUGAAGUCUGAGCCGCUUCCUGCAGAUGGUUAUUUCCUGAGCUGCUGCUGCUUCUUCUUCAUGAAGGACGGCGUCCAUGAAGGACGGCGGCGUCCAUGAAGGACGGCGUUGGUUUGAGUGUUUUAUAAGGAUGGUCGUGGUCAGUACUGUGAACGGUCACAGCGCUGGUCAUUGGUGUCAAGGGUUUUAUGAUAAGACCCGUCUUUUCAUAAACACGACUACCUGCUGCUGAUGCCUCCCUCCCGAUUAGCCCCGCCCACUCAAAAAGGCGUCACUCCUUCCAUUAAAAGAGUCAGUAUGUCCGUUUUUAGUCCGGCCAAACCAGCAGGAGUUCUGGUUCCUGGAACAACCCGGAUCAGUGUUAUCAGAGCCGCGCUUCUAUGGCGAGCGUGUGGAGCGGUGAUGGAUGACCUCUGCAGCACCUGGCGGUCUGCGGCGUUGAGAUAUUUAAGUCUUCUCACUUUGGAGCGUCGUAAAUCAGCGCGCACAGUGCGGCUGUGUUUAUGGGAUUAGCUGUGGAAACUCUGCAGGUACGAGAGUCUGAAGGUGUUUGAAGAGGAAAGGUCACGCUCGUGUCAUGUGAUCAUGUGUCGGCCUCUCACAGACAAACGCUUUUCACAUGAGCGGAGACCAGGAGCGGCGAAAAAACCACGUCUGGAACCACUUAGGAGGAGGUCCCGCCCACUUCUUCUUCUCCUCCUGUUUCCAUGGCGGUGAACGGUCUCACACACACACACACACACACACACACAUUUUUGCUGUGUGUGUGUGUGUGUGUGUGUUUCUUUCACUCUCUGCCUCGGUAUGAAGGAGUGAUGUCAUUGGUCCUCGGGGGUUUCGGGGUUACUGGGAUGAGGCUCUGAGAGGUCAAGACGACCUUGGACCCCCCCCCCCCCCCUCACCUGGAUCAGAUUCAGAUUCAGACCUGACCCCUCCCCUCCCUGUUUCUUCUUCUUCAGGAUCCAAACCUGGAUCCGUUGACGUCCCCUCGCUCGCUCGCUCGCUCGCUCGCCUGCUCGCCGCCCUGGACUCUGAGCUCAUGUGUUAAAGUCAUUAAAGUCCAGAAGUUUCCAUCAAACCUGCUGCAGGGAGGAAUUCGGCUUCGCUGGGACCUUCUGUCUGUCGCUGUUCCUCACAGGUGGAUGUGCGACCACCUCCAGAGUUCCACUGUUGACCAGGGAGCCGAGCCAAGGUUACGUCUCACUGCGGCGGUCUCCCAGCGAGCAAAACCAGAGAACGGAGAGGUCCGAACUCUGCGUCAACACGAACAUUUAGAUCUGACGUCAUUACCAAUAAAUUUAGAAACUGAAUCAAUAUAA